Molecule: messenger RNA, 965 nt
Organism: Poeciliopsis prolifica (blackstripe livebearer)
Lineage: Eukaryota; Metazoa; Chordata; Actinopteri; Cyprinodontiformes; Poeciliidae
Product: CMRF35-like molecule 9
Exons: 8
Coding region: 1-735 (244 amino acids)
Source: RefSeq, a predicted model, not a curated record
AUGUUGCUUGAAAAGCCCAAAGUGGAAGACAGAUGUUGUGACACGGUGAAUAAAAUCCAAAGUAUUGAGGAAGGUUCAGUGACCAUCAGCUGUUCGUACGACUCUCAGUCUGUCAACAAGCUGAAGUUCUUCUGCAGAGGAAACCGGCCCUCCACAUGUCGACAGCAGGCAGUGAUCAACUCUAGCAACACACAAGAUGGACGAUUCAGACUCUCUGAUGACAGGAAGUCAAGAAUAUUCACAGUGACCAUUUCCAGUCUGACCCUGAAGGAUUCUGGGUCGUAUCUUUGUGGAGUCCAGAGAAUCUCAGGAUUUGAUGUUUUCUCUGCUGUUGAACUAGAGGUCAAAGAGUGGUGCUGUGUGGAGUCAAAGAACAUCAGACCCGAGUGGAGCGUUGGAAACUACACCCAGUUUCAUCUGACUGUAGACGAAGAAGAACAGCGUGGUGUGUCAGAGGAGUCCGUAAUAAAAGCUUUGUACUGGCUUUUCGCUGCACUUCCUGUUCUGCUGCUGAUACUGAUAAUCAUCCUGGUCAAAGUUUGCAAGACCAAACGUCGCCAGUUGACAGCAGUCGACAUGAACACAAGCAAACUGGAGGCAGUAGAUGCACAAGACGUGACGAGUGAAGAAGAUAUGUACAACAAUCAUGCGAUGUUCUCACAGCAGAAGAGGACGCAGCGCACAGAAUUGCUCUCUGGAGAUGCAGAUGAAUACACAGCAAUCUACGAAAACUGAGCAAAUCUACUGCAACCAUUUCAUGUAAAACACAGGAGAUGAAGGAUUGGCAAAGCCAGCUCUUUGUUACAGACGAAGAUCUUUGUUCUGAUUGUCGGAAAGCAAAAUGAUGAAAUGCACUGCAGAGGAAAUUAUUAUACAUUUCUAACUAGUUUUAAGAUUUAGAUGCUAAUUGAUCAUUGUUUUAAUGAUGCAGUUUGUUUUCUUACAUUAACUUUCCUCACAUCAUA